GCGGCCGCGGAGAAGCCCCGGGGCGGGGCGGGCCGGGGCGGGGACGGGGCCGGGCCGGGCGCUGAUGGACGGCGCCGGGCUUCACGUGACUGCGGGGCUGGAAGAAAAACAGAGGCUGUCCGCGGGGGAGCCGCAGUCCCGAGUCCCGGCCGCUCGCCCGCCCGCCCCGUCGCGGCCCCGGCGCCGGCCCCGCGCCUUCCCAGCCGCCCGCUCCGCCCUGGCCGUCGAGAAUCAUGGACUGUUUCCCCAUGCCUUGCUCCCUGGCCGUGAGUAGCCCCGGGCCCCUGCCCCCCGCCGCCCCUGCCCCUGCCCCCGCGGGCGUCGGGGCCGCGUCUAACCCGCGCCUCUUCUCUCCCCGCCGCCGGCCGCAGAGGCACCAUGACCGCUGGUAACCGCGCGCUGAUGGUCCUGCUGUUUUGCCAAGCGCUGCUCGGGGGCGCCAGCCAUGCCAGCCUGACCCCCGAGCCGGGCCGCAGGCAGCCCGCGUCCGGAGCCGCGCCGGGGCCGCGGGGGGCGGCCAGCCAUGCGCUCUUGCGGGGCUUCGAGGCCACGCUGCUGCAGAUGUUCGGGCUGCGAAGGCGGCCCCAGCCCGGCCCCGCCGCCGUCGUGCCCGCCUACAUGCUGGACCUCUACCGCCUGCAGGCGGGCGAGGACGAGGACGAGGACCGGGACCGGGACCGGGACCCGCACCGGGGCGCCCGCCUGCGCUACCCCGAGAGGUCGGCCAGCCGCGCCAACACCGUGAGGAGCUUCCACCACGAAGAGCAUUUGGAGAACCUCUCCGGGCCCAGCGCCGCCCCCCGCCUUCGCUUCGUCUUCAACCUCAGCAGCGUGCCCGACAACGAAGUGGUCUCUUCGGCGGAGCUGAGGCUGUACCGGGAGCAGGUCUGGGAGCAGAGCCCCGGCUGGGAGAGGGGCUUCCACCGCAUCAACGUUUACGAAGUCAUGAAGCCCCUUUCCGAGGAGCGGGGGCAAAUGAUCACGAGACUACUGGACACGCGGCUGGUGCAUCACAACGAGACGCGGUGGGAGAGCUUCGACGUGAGCCCCGCCGUCAUCCGGUGGACCAAGGACAAGCAGCCCAAUCACGGCCUGGCGGUGGAGGUGGUCCACCUCGGCCAGACGCCCGCGCAUCAGGGCAAACACGUCAGGAUUAGCCGAUCUUUACCUCAAGGGGACGGGGACUGGGCUCAGCUGCGGCCCCUGCUGGUGACUUUCAGCCACGAUGGCAAGGGCCACGCGCUGGUGCGGAGAGCCAAACGCAGCCCCAAGCACCAGCGGCCCCGCAAGAACAAAAAGAACUGCCGGCGCCACGCGCUCUAUGUGGAUUUCAGCGACGUGGGCUGGAACGACUGGAUCGUGGCCCCGCCUGGGUACCAGGCCUUUUACUGCCACGGGGACUGCCCCUUCCCUCUGGCCGACCACCUGAACUCCACCAACCACGCCAUCGUGCAGACCCUGGUCAACUCCGUCAACGCCAGCAUCCCCAAGGCGUGCUGCGUGCCCACCGAGCUCAGCGCCAUCUCCAUGCUCUACCUAGAUGAGUAUGACAAAGUGGUCCUGAAAAACUACCAGGAGAUGGUGGUGGAGGGGUGCGGGUGCCGCUGACCCCCUCGCCUUCCCUCCCCCACCCCCCUCUCCCUUCCUUCCCUGCCCUCCUCCCCGGACCCCAGAACUGCUCGUUCCAGCCAGACUCUAAACUAAACGUUCACCUUGACCUUAUUUAUGACUUUUAUGUGCAAAUGUUUUGACAAUAAUGAUCAUAUAUUUUGACAAAAUAUAUUUAUAACUACAUAUUAAAUGAAAAAAAAAUAAAAUGAGUCAUUAUUUUAAAGGUAAA
Molecule: messenger RNA, 1840 nt
Organism: Alligator mississippiensis (American alligator)
Lineage: Eukaryota; Metazoa; Chordata; Crocodylia; Alligatoridae
Gene: BMP4
Product: bone morphogenetic protein 4
Exons: 2
Coding region: 379-1608 (409 amino acids)
Biological process (GO): SMAD protein signal transduction; negative regulation of apoptotic process; negative regulation of transcription by RNA polymerase II
Cellular component (GO): extracellular region
Molecular function (GO): cytokine activity; growth factor activity; BMP receptor binding
Source: RefSeq, a predicted model, not a curated record